GGCUCCGCGCUGCCCGGUUCGGGCGGUGCCGGUUUUUGGGGCGAAUACGGGAAGUGCGACCUUCCGCUGCGCACCAUCGCCUCUCUGCUGGCCGGGCUGCGCCAGGCGGGGCCGUUCGCUGCCGCGUACUGGACGGGUGACAUCCCGGCUCACGACGUGUGGCAGCAGCGCCGUGAGGACCAGCUGCUGGCGUUGCGCACCGUCAGCGCGCUGCUGCGCCGCCAGCUGGGAGCGCUGCGCGUCUUCCCGGCCGUGGGCAACCACGAGGCCACCCCCGUCAACGCCUUCCCUCCGCCCUACGUGCACGGCAACCAGUCGGCUGCGUGGCUCUACGAUGCCAUGGCCGAGGCCUGGCAGGACUGGCUGCCCCCCGCGGCGCUGAAGACCCUCCGAGCUGCUGGGUUCUACACGGCACAGGUGUGGCCGGGGCUGCGCCUCGUUUCCCUCAACAUGAACUUCUGCUCCCAGGCCAAUUUCUGGCUUCUCAUCAACUCCACUGACCCCGCGGGGCAGCUGCAGUGGCUCGUGGGGGUGCUGGAGGCUGCCGAGCGUGACGGUGAGAAGGUGCACAUCAUUGGGCACAUCCCCCCAGCGCACUGCCUGCGGAGCUGGAGCUGGAACUACUACCGCAUCGUCAACAGGUUUGAGGGCACCAUUGCCGCCCAGUUCUUUGGGCACACGCACGUGGAUGAGUUCGAGAUGUUCUACGAUGAGGAGACGCUGACCCGCCCCGUGUCCGUGGCUUUCGUGGCUCCCAGCGUCACCACCUACAUCAACCUCAACCCCGGUGAGCCCUCAGUCCAAGGCUGCUGCAUCCCCUCCUGGUGGUGGCCCCAAGCCCCAAACACUGCAGUGGAGCCGUAGGGCGGUUGGGGUGGA
Molecule: messenger RNA, 879 nt
Organism: Meleagris gallopavo (turkey)
Lineage: Eukaryota; Metazoa; Chordata; Aves; Galliformes; Phasianidae
Source: RefSeq, a predicted model, not a curated record